UACCAAGAAAGAUAUAAUUCACCAAUAAUGUUAAAAUUCGUAUCUGCCGUAGUACUUAAUCAGGUUACUAAAUAUAGAUUAUAUAAUUAGGUAUCUAUGUUUGCAUAUUAAUAAUGUGAAUAUAAAACGGUGAUGAAAUAUGAGGAGAAAAUUAAUAAUAAUAAAAAAAUUAAAUAUGUCAAUUAAAAUUUGUAUGUGUUGAAGAUAAUCACUAUGAAAUUUCGUAUACCACGCCAUCUUCAACUGAACUGCUUCGUCAAAGGACGACACUGUUCAGUUGAGAGUAAAAAAAGUAAAAAUAUACAGUUGACAAUUCUGACAAUCGGUCAUUAUUAUUGUAUUUGUUGAAAUUCAUCUUCAUACAUUCUUAAUGUAACGCGGAAGCUGUAAAUAAUAAAUUGUAGAAGAAGACUAUACUAUUGGUACAUCUUUCUCGUUUAAUUUGACAUAAGUUUGAGACAUGUCUCGUCAUAGAGACGUACGGUGUAUGAAUUAUUCCGAAGAGUAUGAAAAUUAUGAUGAUGUUUAUGGACAUUCUGUUGAAGAUGACUACUGCGUUUCUCCUAGUGAACAAUUUUUGUUUGAUCGGAGUAAACAACAGAAUAUUGCAUCGUUUAUUAUGGAACCAGAUAUAGUAGAAGAUAAUGAGGAUGGUGAAGAACCUACACAUUCCAAUGAAGAAGUCAUAGUUCUUACAGAUUUAGAAAAGGUUAAUCUUAUGUCGUGUAUGGAAACUAUUAAGAAUAUUAUAGGAGACACGAUACCUGAUUCUGAGAUAAAGAAAAAAAUUAUUCAAUCCAAUUUUAAUGCUGAGGCAGCAUUAGAUUCCGUUCUAAAAGAAUCUUCUCCAAAGAAUGUUACACAACCAUCUACAAUUGCUAAGGAUACUGUAGAACAUUACCCAGGUAAAAAAUUGCCAUCCAAAUCCACAUUUCAACCUACAACAUCUUCAAAUGUGAAAAUCAUCCCUGCUGGAAAACGACCUGUAGUAAAGGGUUUCUAUUUAAGUGGAGCAGAAAAUGCAGAUCAGUUAAAUCCGCGGAUUGACAGUCCUCGGUCUCAAAGUCCGUUUGCUGAUCCUAAUAGUCCAGAAAUUAGAAGAAAGGAGCAUAAUCCAAAGGACAAAAAUAUAAUUUCUUCACGUACGAAUAGUCCACGAUGUCAGUCUCCUGUAUUAGCAUCUGACUUAGAUUCCAAAGUAAAAACCAGUGAAGAACAAGUUGAUGCUUUAAAAGUAUAUAAAAGUAAAAGAGGAGAUAGCAAAGAACAGUUACAUUUAGUAGUUGUUGGACAUGUAGAUGCAGGUAAAAGUACUUUAUUGGGAAGACUUCUGUGCGACUUAGGGCAAGUUUCAUCAAGAUUGAUUCACAAAUACCAACAAGAAAGCAAGAAGAUAGGAAAACAAUCAUUUGCUUAUGCCUGGGUUUUGGAUGAAACAGGAGAAGAACGAGAACGUGGAAUAACAAUGGAUAUUGGUCACUCUAAGUUUGAGACAAAAACAAAGUCCAUUACCUUAUUAGAUGCACCUGGUCAUAAGGAUUUUAUACCAAAUAUGAUUAUUGGUGCUACUCAAGCAGAUGUAGCUUUAUUGGUAGUAGAUGCUACAAGAGGAGAAUUUGAAACUGGUUUUGAUAGCGGAGGUCAAACUAGAGAACACGCAUUAUUAUUGCGUUCGUUAGGUGUAUCACAAUUAGCUGUAGUAGUAAACAAGUUAGAUACAGUAAAUUGGUCGAAAGAUAGAUUCGAUGAAAUAGUCGACAAAAUGAGUACGUUUUUGAAGCAAGCUGGAUUUAAAGAUAAUGUUGUCUUUGUUCCUUGUAGUGGUUUAUCGGGUGAAAAUAUUAUAACGAAACCUAAGGAAGCUUUAUCUAAUUGGUAUACAGGACCUACUCUAGUCAGCGUUAUUGAUAAUUUCAAGUGUCCUGAGCGUCCUAUAAAUAAACCAUUUCGGUUAUCGGUUAAUGACAUAUUUAAAGGUACUGGAUCUGGAUUUUGUGUUUCUGGGCACAUGGAAACUGGUAUGGUAUCAAUAGGUGAUAAAAUUUUAGUACUACCAGGAAAUGAAAUUGCAGUUGUCAAAGGUUUACAAGUAGACGAGGUCUCCGCAACAAAUGCAUUUGCUGGAGAUCAUGUCGCUUUAACAUUAUCAGGAAUUGAACAACAAAAUGUGGGAAUUGGAGAUAUUAUUUGUAAUCCUCAAAAUCCAGUUCCUGUAACAACAUGCUUUCAAGCGCAUGUGGUUGUAUUUGCAGUUAAAAUUCCAAUUGUGAAAGGUCUUCCAGUAAUAAUGCAUCAACAAUCCUUGGUACAGCCAGUUGUGAUUACAAAAUUAGUGGCUUUACUUCAUAGAACUACCGGUGAGAUAACAAAAAAGAAACCACGUUGCUUAUUAAAAAAUUCAAGUGCUAUUAUUGAAAUUACUACACAAAAUCCAGUCUGUAUGGAAUUGUACAAGGAUAUCAAGCAACUGGGUAGAGUGAUGUUAAGGGUAGAAGGAACAACUAUUGCAGCUGGACUUGUUACAAAACUUAAGACAUAAUAAAAUAAUUGCUCUGUAUAUUGAAAGACCUAGUGCCAUGGAAACAUGGCAGUUAUAUUUACAUAUUGUUGAAAUUAUAUAAAAUUUACUAUAACAAUUGUGUUUCUGUUAAUUUAUGUAAACAGAUGUAUAUACAAAUUCAUUUGCUACUAAAUACUCACUUCUUUUUUUAGCCAGUGUGUAACUUGUAAAAUUCUUAAGAUAACAAACUGACUAAUUUGUUUAAUAAAAUUGUUGUUUCAAA
Messenger RNA from Nomia melanderi (Alkali bee), 2783 nucleotides. It is a transcript of the gene HBS1, whose product is annotated as translation elongation factor EF-1alpha (GTPase) HBS1. Gene Ontology annotation, molecular function: GTP binding; GTPase activity. Lineage: Eukaryota; Metazoa; Arthropoda; Insecta; Hymenoptera; Halictidae. The record is from RefSeq and is a predicted model, not a curated record.